Tarenaya hassleriana is the source of this 2108-nucleotide messenger RNA. RefSeq lists its product as uncharacterized. The transcript has 13 exons. Lineage: Eukaryota; Viridiplantae; Streptophyta; Magnoliopsida; Brassicales; Cleomaceae. The record is from RefSeq and is a predicted model, not a curated record. Bases 150 to 2108 code for a protein of 652 amino acids.
GGUCUCGCCACCCCCGCUAUAAAGAAAUUUGAACUCGGCAAUGUCCGACAGACGCGGCAAUUUUCAGUGGUGGCGACUCUAGGGUUUCAUUCUGAGUCUUAGUAGAAGAGAUUCGAGCUCCAAUUGAAGUUAGAAACGGAGAUUCGUUGAUGGAACUCGAAGAAGUAGAAGAAGAUACGUUUUUGGCUUUCAUCGAGUACGCAAGAACAGUGAUCGCGCCGCAUAAAGACGAGGAUGACGAGGAAGUGGAGGAUAGGCAGAUGAAGAAAGAAUCGACCGGUACCACGGCUGAAAUGGACAGUCCCGGUUGGGGAUGGAUUGCGUCGCGUAUCUUGAAGACAUGUAUCGCUUAUUCAAGCGGUGUCACUGCCGCGAUUUUGCUGUCCGAACUCUCUCAGGCCUGGCAUGAACAAAACAAAGCAGGAGCCAGAAAGAAGAGACCGGAACUGAUAGAUCAGCUGAAGACGAAUCAUCGAAGAAGAAAACUCGCCAAUUCCGUCACAAUUGAUUCUAUAUUUGAGAAGAAUUUUUUAUCAUUGAACAGUGUUUUGGAAGCUGUUGUUAUUGAAGCCUAUGUUCUUCCUGGUACAAAUAUCUACAUGCUUACAUUAGGGGACUUUUGGAGCUCUUACACAAUUGAUCUCUAUCUGCACCGAAGAUAUUAUGAGCUGGUGGAAGCACCAAACGGGGUUUUGAGUAAAGGCAGAGAGGUUUUUCUUACUGGAUGUUAUCUCCGUACUGCUAGAGAAGGAUGUGGCAUUCCACGGUUACUUCCAACCGAGUAUCUUGUCAUAUUGCUAGAUGAGGACCAUGACGAUGAUGCAAUCCUCAUAGCAGCUCAAUUUUGUUCGGAUACUUUCUCCUCCGUUUCCCUUGAUGCAUUCAACAAUGGAACUUCAUACUCAUUAUAUGCCAGGAUUGAAUCUAUAGGCCCUGUGGAAGAUAAAGUCAAGUUUAGUACUGCACAGAGAAAGCAAAUUACACUUGUUGAUAACGAUGGUGUUAGGUUAAAAUUCGUGUUGUGGGGUGAGCAGGUCCUCCUGGCUAAUCUUUUCAGUGUAGGAAGUAUGCUUGGGCUUGAGAGGCCUUACAUUUCUAGUCCCGAAGAGUGUGCCAUGGAAGGGAAUGAUGACUUCUGCCUUGAAUAUGGCAGUGCGACCCAUCUAUACCUAGUGCCAUCAAGUCAUCAAGAGGAACAUGUUUGUGUAGCAUUGUCCCAAAAUCGAUGUCAAGGAUCUAGGCUUCUUGGUUCAGCAGAUCCUAGUCAGGGCCUUGGGGUUUCACAGGUGACAUUGCCUCGUGACUCUGAAGGGUCAAUUGACUUCAGCCAUUAUCCUUUUCGGACUCUUGUAGCUGAUCUUCAAGACAAAAUGACUGGCAUCAGCCUCUAUGGUGUUAUAGCAGACAUCUACUCUGAUCUAAAAGCCUCAGGAGUUAUCUUCUCUUUGAAAAUAGAGGACACAACGGGAGCAAUAUGGGCAAGGCUACAUUUUACAUGCUCUUGGUCGCUCGGAAGGUUAGGAGUAGGCCAUGUGGUGUAUGUGUCUGGGUUAUCUUGCAAAAGAAUAAAGCAGAAUAGCCUUGAAGUGAUAUGGCAUGAGAAGGAUGAUAAAGCUUCCUUCAUCAACCUAAGCUGUUUACCUGCAUUUCUGACAUCGUCUUGUCUUCACAAGAUCUUGACCCUUUCUGAUCUAUCAAGACAGAGGAGAUCAAUCAUUAACAUUUGUCGGGUGAGGAUUGAUCAAAUAUACCAAUGCCAUAUCAGCACAAGAUUUUCACACAGCGUCUGUGGCCAUUUCACGGAAGAAGCUGAAGGAGGAGGAGGUCACAAGUGCCAGUUCUGCCAGAUGAGCUGUAACAACGGAGAUAUAGUGAGAACCUUUCACCUUAAGACAACGAUUGCGGACGAAAGAGGGAAAAUGAUGGCAUGGUGUACGGGUCAGACAGCAGUCACCAUUCUUCAAAUAUCAGCCGACGAAUUCUGUGAUCUCCCCGAGGACGAUCAGCUGAUGUACCCUUCGUCUCUGGAGAAUGAGUCGUUCCUUGUGGCCUUGGCCCAAACUAACGCUGUCGGCUGGGAGAUCACCCCCCCCCCCCCCCCAAGGUAA